Molecule: messenger RNA, 1362 nt
Organism: Aspergillus welwitschiae
Lineage: Eukaryota; Fungi; Ascomycota; Eurotiomycetes; Eurotiales; Aspergillaceae
Product: FAD-dependent oxidoreductase
Exons: 5
Coding region: 1-1362 (453 amino acids)
Biological process (GO): secondary metabolite biosynthetic process
Molecular function (GO): monooxygenase activity
Source: RefSeq, a predicted model, not a curated record
AUGAGAGUCAUUAUCAUAGGAGGGGAUGUUUCGGCUUUCGUGUGCGCAAUUACUUGUCGGCGAGACAAUCUGGACGUGAUCGUGCUCGAGUCUGGUCAGGAUACUGAGACUCCCCCGGGCAUCCAGAUUCCGCCUAACGGGACUUAUCUUCUCCGCCGAUUAGGUUUGCUCGAUGCAGUGCUCGAGAAAGGUGAUAUCGUCCAGACGAUCGAUUUCCGGCGAUAUUCUGAUGGAGGAGUGAUUCGAUCAAUGCCAUGCGGGGAGGAUACGUGUCGCAUAUAUGGAGGGCCAUGGAUAACGAUUCAUCGAGAAGAUUUGCGCCAGAUCCUACGCGACAGGGCACGGAAACUGGGUACUGAGAUCCGGCCUGCCACAGUGCGAGAAGUAUACAGCGAGACUGCAGAGGUAAUCUUAGAGGAUGGAGAGAGUCUACAAGGCGACGUGGUGAUCAAAGCAGAUGGCAACAUAGCCAGCAAAUCCCUAUCUCAAGAAACAUCCUCACCAAGCACAGCGACAGAAACAGAAACCAUCUACCAAACGACCAUCUCACGAAAACACCUCGAAGCCCUCAACAACCCUAAAAUCGACGAACUCUGGCAAGGAAGACACAGCACCACAGCCUGGCUAGGACCAAACCAGCACGCCAUAUUCUACCCCGUUCGACACGGCCAAACAUACAUCCUGAACAUAUACCAUACCAACACUGACAGCAAAUCCACAACCAUCCCAACCGCCCAGGAAAUCUGCACAGGCUGGGACAACCGCCUCCAGACCAUCCUCUCCCUCAACUCCACCCUAAAACCCACCACACUCUCCUACCACAACCAAGCACCAACCCAACCCCCUCCACAAUCCCUCCUCACCCACCUCCCCACCCAAAACAUCCCAAUUCCACCCCACCAAGCCCAAGAAACAGCCACAGUCAUCGAAGACGCCCUCACCCUCAGCACCCUCCUCAGCCUCUACAACCAACACCAACACCAACACUCAUACCAAUCCCACCUCCCCUCCCUCCUAGCCCUGCACGCAACCCUGCGCUCUGCCAUAACUACCCAGAAAAUCCAUUCCGCCCUCUCCACCCUACGCGCAUUCCAGCUCGAGAACGGCAUCGCCCAGCAAGCGCGGGACUGGGUUCUCAGCGGGGCGGGAAUAACGCGGGAUACUGAUGGGUGGUGGAAAGUAAUGUCGUCGCGACAGGAGGGGGUACUGGGUGGUGGGAUGGAGUUGGUGGAUGAGACGGGGAGGGCCUUUUGGGAGUGGAAGAGGGCGAGGGGGGUUGGUUUGGGAGAGGGGAAGGGGUCGUCUGGGAGGUCGAGUUGUGGAAUUGGGGGGCUGAGGAGAAAGUGGUAUGCUUGGUUUUGA